Messenger RNA from Helicoverpa armigera (cotton bollworm), 1152 nucleotides. RefSeq lists its product as uncharacterized. The transcript has 8 exons. Bases 114 to 1094 code for a protein of 326 amino acids. Lineage: Eukaryota; Metazoa; Arthropoda; Insecta; Lepidoptera; Noctuidae. The record is from RefSeq and is a predicted model, not a curated record.
UCUUGUGUAUCACGACCAAUUGUACUGGAGGCAUCAGUAACACAACACUGGUGUUCGCGUUCACACGGAACUAUCGAUAUUUCGCUAAGUUUAAACAUUUUUUAUCGAUAAAAAUGAAUUGUGUUAUUGUGAUUCUGUCUAUCGUUGCUACGGUCUGUGGUAUCCAAUAUGAUGGUCUCAGAGUCAAGUUCGGUUGGACGGACGCCUUAGCGGACAUGGAGUACUUCUUCAAGAUCCCUCGCACCAUCGCCGAGGUGGAGAACGAGGGUUGGCUACGGACGGAGAGGCCACCAGGUCCACUGCCAGAGCUGAGGAUGUACUGUCCUCCCGGGAGAGGGGUCUGCCCUCUGUACGAUACGGCCGGCUUUGUGGCUGGGCUUAUGGUUGCUAUUCCAGUGGAAGACUUCGUAUCUGUGGUGAAGCCUGAGAAGAAGUUCAUCAAAUGGUCGGCACCAGCUGCUGAAGGGGAACCAGCUAAGGACUACUGGACGGCCACGCAGUACUUUGUCUCUGAAGAUUAUGUGUUUUCCUUAGAAUCUCUGAAGGCGGGUGCGGGCCCACAAGUGGAGAAUGGAGCCACAUUACAAGAUGGGGGUGUUUGGGUAGCUGGCCAUGACUUACGACUGAUGAGGAUACCGAGCACCGAAGCAGAGCUCAACAGUACCACCUUCAAGAAACAGAACUGCAUUCCUAAUAUGGGUACCCAUUAUUACUACAACAUGACUCGUGAUCUGAACUGUGAGGAGUUGCUUCCAUGGUUUGCGCUGACCACACAGGGUGAUCUGGUCGGUACUGGGUUCCAAGUGAUUGGUAAAGUGACUAAACGAAAGCAGAGGGAGUGGUUCGAGUCUAUACCGAACCCGAAGCAGAGUAUACAGGUGACGAUUCCUUUCGCACCAGACUGUUUGGGAGAUUGGGGUGAGAAGUAUGGAGUCAUAUCGAUGCACAUCUACUUCGUCAACGAUCCCUGGAAUAUUCAGUGCAAGUCUGGAGACUCCAUCAAGCCAGCCCCGGCAAUAGACCGUCUUCUUCUCAACGGCUACAGAUACGCUAACCAAAUAUCAGACGAAGUUUAUAAGCUAUUUAGUGGAUAAACUUAUACCUCUAGUAGUUUUAAGAUGUCAUAGAAUUGGGGACUUGACUCCAGUAAUC